AUGCCAACGCUCACUCCCGUGCCGACUCUACCUUGGAAUUAUAUAGCAAAACUGGUGUGCAUCGGCGACUCGGCUACUGGCAAAUCAAGUUUGACGGUUCGGCUUUGCGAGGGCCGAUUCUCUGCCUCUCAUGAUGUUACAAUCGGAGUAGAGUUCGGUUCCAGAAUAGUCCCCGUCGGUCCUCCUGCAAAUACUUCACUGGGAAUUGGGUCGCCGAAUGGCCGUUCCAACAAUGCCGCCAAUGGCGAACAGAAAAAGAUGAAGCUAUCGUUAUGGGAUACUGCGGGACAGGAAACAUACAAAAGCAUUACAAGGAGCUACUUCAGAGGCGCCUCGGGAGCUCUCUUGGUCUUUGACAUCACACGAAGAAGCAGCUUCGAAUCUGUUACUUCAUGGUUGAAUGACCUAAGGCAAAUUGCCGAGGAGGGCAUUGUGGUGAUCCUGGUGGGUAAUAAAUCCGACCUGGCGGCGCAAAGUACAGAUGUCGAAGGAGGUAGUAAACGCGCUGUGACACGAGAAGAAGCCGAGGACUGGUGCAGGAGAGAAAACAUUGUGCAGUACGUGGAAACCAGUGCCAAAAGCGGCGAAGGAGUCGAGCGGGCCUUUUUGGAAGUCGCCGAGAGAAUAUACCAGAACAUCGAGGCGGGCAAAUACGACUUGAACGAUCGAAGAAGUGGCGUCAAAGGUUAUGGAACUACAGGGAGGGAAGAAGGCAAGGCGCCGAAGACUGUCAACCUGACCAUGAAUGAUGCUGUCAAAAGUGGACAAGGCAGGAACAAUUGUUGUUGA
Molecule: messenger RNA, 789 nt
Organism: Exophiala bonariae
Lineage: Eukaryota; Fungi; Ascomycota; Eurotiomycetes; Chaetothyriales; Herpotrichiellaceae
Exons: 2
Coding region: 1-789 (262 amino acids)
Biological process (GO): vesicle-mediated transport
Cellular component (GO): Golgi apparatus
Molecular function (GO): GTP binding; GTPase activity
Source: RefSeq, a predicted model, not a curated record